Messenger RNA from Drosophila grimshawi, 2405 nucleotides. RefSeq names its product protein tilB (gene tilB). Gene Ontology annotation, biological process: outer dynein arm assembly. The coding region runs from base 74 to 1246 and encodes 390 amino acids. The record is from RefSeq and is a predicted model, not a curated record. Gene Ontology annotation, cellular component: cytoplasm. The transcript has 4 exons. Lineage: Eukaryota; Metazoa; Arthropoda; Insecta; Diptera; Drosophilidae. Gene Ontology annotation, molecular function: protein binding.
AUUUUAUUUUAUUGACCUAAAGCUGUCUGGUUGUAGUAGCAUAAAUACAUAUUUAUAAAUCCGGCGAUCAAUUAUGGUGCGCAUCACCGAGGAGCUGGUGCGCAAAAAGUCGGAGCAUAAUGAGCGAUUAAUUAGCACUCUCGAGGAGCUGUCGCUGCACCAAGAGGACAUUGAGCGCAUCGAGCACAUACAGAACUGGUGUCGCGAUCUCAAGAUACUCCUCCUACAGUCCAAUCUGAUAGCACGCCUAGAGAAUCUGCACAAGCUGAAGCGACUCGAAUACCUCAAUGUGGCAAUCAAUAACAUCGAGCGCAUUGAGAAUCUCGAGAGUCUCGAGUCGCUGAAUAAGCUCGAUCUGACGCUCAACUUUAUUGGCGAGCUGACCAGCGUUGAGUCUCUUCGUGGCAACUACAAUCUGCGCGAGCUGGUCCUCAUCGGUAAUCCGUGCGUCGAUUAUCCACACUAUCGUGACUUUGUACUGGCCACGCUGCCCCAGCUGCACAGUCUCGACUGCACGGAAAUUGUGCCGUCGGCACGUUUGCAGGCACAGCGUCUGCUGGCCCAGCAUCGCGCUAUCGUCGUUCAGUGCCAGACGGCACAGGCCAUCGAGCGGGACGAGCAGCGUAUUCGUGUUGCCGAGCAGCAGGCCGAACUGGCCAAAGAGUGCGCCGGCAUUGAUGAUGAAGAGGAGCGCGUGCGCGCCUUCUGGAAUGCCAAAAGUGAACACUGUCCCGAAGUACGCACGGAGAUUGCACGUCAGCAUAAGCUGGGCAAGGAACGGCACCCGUCCAAGCCAAACCCAUUGACCGAAAAGCCAAAGAGGACAACGAAGCUGUUUGCACCCUGCGGACGACCAUACAAUCUAAACCAGGCCAAGCUGACCUUCAAAUUUGAGGAAGAGCCCAACCAUUACAGUCUGCUACUGGAAGUGUACAAGCAUCUGGACACAUCCCACAUCGAUGUGGACAUACAGAUGAACUAUGUGCGAGUCACUGUCAAAGGUAAGAUAUUCCAAAUAGCCUACAGCGAGGAGGUCAAGCCACAUGAGUCUGUUGUCCAGCGCUCCCAAAUCACUGGCCAUCUGCAGAUCACGAUCAAGAAGCUCAAAUCCAACGAGCUGCUCAGCAUCAAGUCUUCCAAUCCGUCGGGGACGAAAAGGUCAAGUGCAGCAGGUCAAAGGGCACCGCUCGGAAUUGUCGAUAUUGGCAGUAUUUGUGCGCCGCCCGAUUUGCCCGAUUUGAUAUAAGUGAAGGCGCGCAUUAAAUGUUUAUUUAAAAAUGGUUUAUUUAAAUAAUUUCUGUUUGGGAUUUUCACUUUCGUCUUUCCUUGCUGCUCACACAUUCCUGCUGCCUCCUAGUUCAUCACUCCGCGCUGACCCAGCUUGAUACCAGAUGUCUUAUAUACAUAUAUAUAAAUACAUAUAUAUAAGUAUAUACCAAUAUUUGAAUCUGUACUUAGAUUUUGUAAUGCGCGUAUGUGUGUAUAAUUUAAACUUAGCAUAUGUAUUUAUAAACAAUACAAAAGAAACGGACAAAAAAAUACACAAAAAUAUUGGUUGUUUGUCUUAAGAUUACAUAAUUAUAAUAUGCGUGUGCUUAUGUGUAAGUGUGUGUGUGUGUGUGUGUGGUUUUCCAUAAGUUCGUAUGUGUGUAUGGAUGUAUGUGUAAGUAUAAAGAAUUUCUUAUUUUGUCAAUGAUUAAUGAAUGCUAAAAGUUUCGGAAACCGUUUGCCAAAUAAUGCUUGCUCAUGCUUUGCAGUAUGUAUGUAUGUGUGUCUCUGUGUGUAUAUAUAUAUAUAUAUAUAUAUACAUAUGUGUGCGUACAAGUACAUAUCAAAAAGGAUGUGAUUUGAUUUGGGUUCGGUUUGGUUUGGUAUUCGGUUAAAUCUUCUUUAUUUUCAAUUUCAGUUGCUUGGCUUUAUAUGCGCUAAGUCUUGUCAAGUGUUAACAGCUGCUGAUUGUUAUUUAUAUUCUUCUUUUUCUUUUUCAUUUUCAUUUUCUUUACUUUGUUUUAACCAGAAACAAAAAAUCCAAAAAUAUGAACAGAGUGAAUAGGCUUUCAUCGUAUUUACAUACAAAUUCAUGAGCAGUAUCAGUUGUAGUUUUAGUAUAUGUUCCAAUAGAUUACUCUGAGCAAACGGAAAGGCAUCUCUUCUAAGGGAUCUCAAUUUAUUUCAGUCUCAGAGCGGCGCUUACUAUAGUUUCGACCGUAGAAUUGUUCGUGUGUGUAUAUCUGUGUGUUUGUGUGUGUGUGUAUGCUUUGGUAUUCUUAGUACUCUCUGCUCUCAGUGCUUACAAUUAUUUAGCGGAAGUUGGGGGAAUCGAUCGAUCUUUCGGCCUGGAUGUUGUAUAUAUCAUGAAGUUAUGGUAAUCGUAUGCAGUCAAUAUUUUAUGUGUUCCUUUUUGU